CGCUCUAGAUAUCCCAACUACCUUGACCGGGAUUCCUCAACCUCUCCAUCUAUCUUCUUGAGUGUUUGUCGUUGUCUUGUGCAGAUCCUUUCACCAUGGCGCCGACGUACGCAGGGAUGUCGGGCAAGAAAUUGUCCGUGUCCAUCUCGACCAUUGCUACGAUGGGCUUCCUUCUGUUCGGUUACGAUCAGGGUGUCAUGUCCGGUAUUAUCAGUGACACGGCUUUCCAAGACCUUUUCACUGCCACCAAGGGCAAUGCCACGAUGCAGGCCCUGGUGACCUCGGUGUAUGAGUUGGGUUGCUUGUUUGGCGCUUUGUUCGCUCUGUUCUUUGGUGAUAGACUUGGUCGUCGAUUGAUCAUCAUGUUCGGCGCCACCAUCAUGAUUGUCGGUGUCAUUAUCCAGGUUACGUCGUUUGCCGGCCACAUCCCCCUGUUGCAAUUCUUCAUCGGUCGUGUCAUCACCGGUAUCGGGAACGGAAUGAACACCUCCACCAUCCCUACCUACCAGGCUGAAUGUUCGAAGACAAGCAACCGUGGUCUUCUGAUCUGUAUCGAGGGUGGUAUCAUCGCCAUCGGUACUGCGAUUGCCUACUGGAUUGAUUACGGUGCCCACUUCGGUAACAAGGAUCUCGUGUGGCGUUUCCCCAUCGCCUUCCAGAUCUUCUUUGGUUUGAUUAUCGUCAUCGGAAUGUACUACCUUCCUGAUUCCCCGCGCUACCUGAUUGCCAAGGAUCGCGUCCAGGAGGGAGAGUACGUGCUGGCGGCUCUGGGUGGCUUUGAAAUUGACGAUCACGAGACACAGCUCCAGAAGCAGCUGGUCAUUGACUCCAUCAGAGCUUCGAGUGCUGCUGGACAGGGUGUGACAUACCGUGACCUACUCACCGGCGGCCGUUCCCAACAUCUCCGUCGCAUGUUGAUCGGCUCUUCGUCUCAGAUCUUUCAGCAGCUCGGAGGCUGCAACGCGGUCAUCUACUACUUGCCGCUGCUCCUUGAAGAAAACCUUAAGGAGGGUACUAACUUUGCCCUUUUGAUCUCCGGUGUUAAUAUGAUUGUCUAUGCCAUCUUUGCUACCUUUUCCUGGUUCUUUAUUGAGAAGAUCGGUCGCCGCAAACUCUUCCUGGGUGGUUCCAUCGUUCAGUGUGUUGCGAUGAUUAUUACCUUUGGUUGCCUUAUUCCCGGUACUAAGUCGACCGCCAAGGGAUCGAUUUUCGGUAUUUUCCUCUACAUGGCUGCUUUCGGUGCUACUUGGCUUCCCCUGCCCUGGCUGUACCCGGCCGAGUUGUCACCUAUCAAGACUCGUGCCAAGGCCAACGCUGUAUCGACUUGCAGCAACUGGCUGUUCAACUUUUUCGUUGUUAUGAUUACGCCGGUUAUGGUUUCCAGCAUCGGCUGGGGUACCUACUGCUUCUUCGCUGCCAUGAACGCCCUGUUCAUUCCCUUCAUUUGGUUCUUUUACCCCGAGACAGCCAACCGAAGCUUGGAGGAAAUCGACAUCAUCUUCGCCAAGGGCUUCACCGAAAACAUCAGCUACGUCAAGGCCGCCAAGGAUCUUCCCAAGCUUUCAGACGACGAAGUCGAGCAGAAGGCCAUGGAGUACGGCUUUGGUGGCGCCAACGAUGAAGAGAAGACGGGCGCAGCUGAUCUAUCCGGAUCGAACAGCGGCAAGGACUUUGAGUAAAAAACUCGCGUGUCACUUUCAAGACGCUUGAGCCAAUGCUUUUACGUGCUGUAUGCUUUGGACCUGUCGUUGCUACCAGCCCUGGCUGUUUGCGCUCGAGUGACACUCUGGAAGGCGGCUAGAUGCUGCUUCGAUGCUUGGUCCUUUUUUUUUUUUUUUUCUUU
Molecule: messenger RNA, 1843 nt
Organism: Aspergillus uvarum CBS 121591
Lineage: Eukaryota; Fungi; Ascomycota; Eurotiomycetes; Eurotiales; Aspergillaceae
Product: putative MFS monosaccharide transporter
Exons: 4
Coding region: 96-1679 (527 amino acids)
Biological process (GO): carbohydrate transport; transmembrane transport
Cellular component (GO): membrane
Molecular function (GO): carbohydrate:proton symporter activity
Source: RefSeq, a predicted model, not a curated record